Nicotiana attenuata is the source of this 2665-nucleotide messenger RNA. Its product is annotated as putative ETHYLENE INSENSITIVE 3-like 4 protein. The coding region runs from base 949 to 2445 and encodes 498 amino acids. Gene Ontology annotation, molecular function: DNA binding; DNA-binding transcription factor activity. The transcript has a single exon. NCBI's taxonomy places the organism in Eukaryota, Viridiplantae, Streptophyta, Magnoliopsida, Solanales, Solanaceae. The record is from RefSeq and is a predicted model, not a curated record. Gene Ontology annotation, cellular component: nucleus.
UCUGUUUGUAUUUAGUUUCCUCUUGUCUUAUAGUCACACGCUUACUACCUUUUGUUAGUUUUUGCCAAAAAAAAAAAAAACGAUUAGUUGUGAUCAACUCAGCCAGUAAUCUAUUUUAUAGGAGUGAUCAUUUGCUGUAAUGAGUUUGUGAAACCUUUAAUACCUUUUGUUGGUUGAAUAGAAAAAUUUCCCAUUCACGACUGUUAUUUUGUUUGGUUUUAUAUUUUGAUAAGUAGAAGUUAUAUUGAUACAGCAAACAACAAUAAUGGAACAUAGAAAAUCUAAUGGUGUGUGUAUUUCUCACAUACAAUGUCCAACAUACACCAAAAUGCUAGCAAAUGCAUUAAUUUGAAUUUCUCCUCAUAAUUUAUCAGCCACAUCUAUUUACAAUUAGCAACUGAAACGUUAGGUGUUUUGAUUCAUUGAUUUAAUGGAUAAGAGGGUGGGGGCAAGCAAAAUAUAGUCUGUAUUUGGAGAUGCACUAGGUGAUUUGUUGUUCAUGAGUUUUCACUUUUCUGGACAAUUCUUAAUGUUGGAUAGUAUCUACUGUAACAUGUUUUCUCACAUGAUCAACUUUAUGAUGCAUUUUUAAGAGGGACAUCAAUAUCAACAACAAGAGUCAUGCUCAUGACAGAGCAACCAAAACGGAUGAAAGGAACAUACAACAGGAAUAUCGUUUAUAAGGAAGUACUAGGUGGGAUACGUUUCAAUACAUGUUUGUAACUCAUAAAGUCGAAAUAAGCAUAAAAAAACACAUGUACCUAAUUAAACUUUGAUUGUUCUUUUAUGUAGAUUCAGACGAUAUCCAAUCAUCUUGACCUCGGCAAACAAGUUGCCAUACAGCUAUACACAUUAAACUUUGAUUGUUCUUUUCUAACUUGUAUUCUUCAAUAGAUAUAUUAAAGAUAUAUUGUUGCUUUCUUCUUUCAUUUCUAUGAUGAAUUAAACAUGGUGCAGUUGGAAGAAAUGAUUGAGCCUUUGAGCCCAAUUGGUGAAGUGGAAGAACCAGAGGAAGAAGAGAAUGAAGAAGUAGAAGAUAUCAGCUACGAUGAUCUCAAGAGGCGCAUGUGGAAAGACCAGAUGUUGUUGCAGAAGCUCAAGUCUAUGCGAAGCAGCAACAAAAAAGAGAUUAUUGAUGAUGAGUCACAACAGGCAAAGGCGCAAGAACAAUCUCGCAGGAAAAAGACAUCCAGAGCUCAAGAUUCUAUUCUCAUGUACAUGGUAAAAAUCAUGGAGGUGUGCGGAGGUCAAGGCUUUGUAUUUGGGAUAGUGCCAGAAAGGGGAAAGCUGGUAACGGGCUCUUCAGAUAGCUUGCGAGGUUGGUGGAAGGAGAAAGUGAAGUUCGAGAAGAAUGCCCCUAUUGCCAUUGUUGAAUUCUUGCCCAAACUACUGGUGCAGCAGCAGGAGAAUGAUAUAUUGGAUCCUUCCUCCUCAUAUAUGCAUCUUCUUGAAGAACUGCAAGACGCCACUUUGGGCUCACUGCUUUCUGCCCUGAUGCAACAUUGUAUCCCUCCACAGCGAACGUUUCCUUUGGAGAGAGGAUUAAGCCCACCUUGGUGGCCCACAGGGAAGGAACUGUGGUGGGGUGACCAAGGAUUCUUGGCCCAGGAACAAGGCCCACCACCUUAUAGGAAGCCCCAUGAUUUGAACAAGGCAUGGAAGCUUAGUGUUUUGGCUGCAGUUAUCAAACAUAUGUCUCCUGAUUUAGGCAGGAUGAGGAGGUUGGUGAUUAAGUCCAAGAGCUUGCAAAACAAGAUGACUGCUAAAGAAACAUCUACUUGGUGUAAAGUUGUUAACCAAGAACAAGCCCUUCUCGAGCUCACACAAAGGGCCCUCAAGAUUUCAGAAGAUGAGGACGAGAAAGAGGAUAAUCUUGCUUUUGAUGGAUCUACUAGUACUUUGAUAAGAAAUGACAUGAAGAGGAAGUCCAACUUUGAGCACCAUGUGAUGAGCAUGGAGCUAGAUGUACUUUACGCAUGCCAAAACUUGAGCUGCCCACAGAGUGGUUUAGGUUUGGGAUUUGUUGACAAGAAUUCAAGAAUCGAACAUGAGAUAAGCUGUUCCCAUCGUGAUGAUCAGCAACGACUUAAUUUGGCCAUCAAUAGUACUACUUUUUCUAGCUUGAUCAAUGAGGCACAAUUGAAGCCACAUGAAGAAAGUAUAUUGGGUAGAGAAAGGGAGAUUAUUUUCCAACAAGAUUUGAUGAACAAUAUGGAGGUAAAAAGUAGCUCUGGAAACUACCAUACACAAAUAUCAGGCGGGGUUCUGGAAAAUUUGAAAAACUUUUGGGGAGACAAUAAUGUUGUCCUUGAACAGCUGGAUUAUGAUCUGACAACUAAUGGGAACAUGAACUCAAAUGGAGCUCCAUCACAAGAUGUUGAUCUAAAUUUUGAAGCUGCAACUUGUAUUUGGGAUCUGGCUUAUGAUGAUAGAUUUGAGGGUUGAAAAUUUAAUAGUUGCAGCUAGAGAGAUCAUCCUGUCAUGUUUCUAGGUUAUCUGCAUUUGUUGUUUCGAGAAAUAAAGUUAUGAAUAUAUAUAAAACUUAUCUGUGUAAUAAUUUUCUUUUCUUCUUUCACGUUUUGUCCUAUGUUUCUUUUAGAUAAUUUAUAAAGGGCUUUCUUCAGGUAUGGCUAUGCUAUACUGAUCUUGGAAAGGAGCAAAUAAA